Messenger RNA from Wasmannia auropunctata (little fire ant), 729 nucleotides. RefSeq lists its product as uncharacterized. The annotation marks the transcript as partial. The transcript has 3 exons. Lineage: Eukaryota; Metazoa; Arthropoda; Insecta; Hymenoptera; Formicidae. The record is from RefSeq and is a predicted model, not a curated record.
UGUAGAAAUUAAAAUAAUUUAAUAGAAAGUUUUUAUUAAAUUAUUUUAAUUAAUUUUAAUCUAUUAGUACGCGUAUUAAGUGCUUGGUGUAAAAUAGGUCACUGGAGGUGAACCGUACCUUGCUGCCGGUUUAUUUCACAGCCAAUCGAGUACUUGAUCGUGAGCUUUCUCAGAUUCGUGCUUUCUUCAGAGAGUUGAGAAACGUUCCAUCGGGAACGAAUAACUGUUACAAAGAUAAAGAAGAGGAAAGCGGACGGGGUGAUUUUUGUUCAUGCCGACGACAGGUCGAUGUUUCACCUUUUAUUUCCUGUUGAUGUUCGUCGGCGGGUGUCUGGCUAAAAACGCGCACAUUGUCGCUAGAUGGGCGGACAAGUUGGGCACCGAGCUAUGGGAACUCGCGAACGAAGUGGGCCGACCUGAGGAAUUGCUAGAAAAAUACAAGAGCAUGAAUGCACGAGUUGAAAACAAGUCCGGAGAGGAUUUGGUCAACAUAAUCAGCGAGAAUAUAGGUAGAAUGUUGCGUCGGAAGAUGGAUGCAGUUACCUGUAUUCGAAUAGUGGCCGAGGAGGCUGCGGAGAAUUGGGAAUCAUCUCUUGUGGACGGCAAAUGCAACAUCACCUACGUUUCCAGCAAAUGCAGCAAUAUCACCGGACGUGAUUCAGCAAACAGGAAGAAAUUGGAAAAAUAUUGCGACGAGGACAAUCCGGUACGACCACAGGACGUGUAUAG